Molecule: messenger RNA, 3340 nt
Organism: Leptonychotes weddellii (Weddell seal)
Lineage: Eukaryota; Metazoa; Chordata; Mammalia; Carnivora; Phocidae
Source: RefSeq, a predicted model, not a curated record
UUCCUGCUUUGGAGGCCCAGGUUCAAGGCAAAUUAUAAGUGGGAAACCAACUUGAAGGAAAGAAAUUUGAACCGAGUUCAGGUGCCAGGUCCUGGGAGAGAAGACCAGCCCUGUUUGAAGUCUGCAUCCGCCGCUGACCAACUUGGGGGCCUGGGUUAAGGGAAGGGGGUCCAGCAAGCACAGGCGGAAGAGAAACGGGUACCGCCCCAGACAGGCCAUCAGAGGGAGCAAAAAUGAUGGAGGGCACCAGCCCAUGCACUUGGUGUUUUUAACUGGGUAAAGCCUUUCUAUGAUUUCUUCAAGGCGAACCAGCAGCAGCAGAGGUGUGCCUUUGAUUGGCUGGGGGGGCUUUCUGCGGAGCCCUAGAAUGAAGUUUCUCUGCUACUAAUCAAGCAAAGAGGCAACCCACUAUGCCUGGGCUCAGCCUCCUCUCCCGCUCCCUUUCUGCUGGGCGUAAAACGAUGCUCCCCAAUCCCACCUAAACCAGGAGGCAAGGAGCCCAGGCUUUUUGUGCACACGGGACCUGUCACUGCCCGCCUUUUCUGCCCCCAAGACAAGGGAGGACUCUUGGAAGCCGACAAGGGUUUCAGAAGUCUUUCUGGCCCGAGCCGAGUGUGGUGAGGAGCGAAGGCCCCUGGCGGCCGGCGGGAGGCGGGAGGGGGGCGCCGAGGGCCACCAUGGGCCUGCUCAAGGGCCUCCUCGGGGCGAGAAACCUGCUGCUCGUCAUCUUCGUGCCGCUCCUGCUGCUGCCCCUGCCCGUGCUCCACCCCAGCAGCGAGGCUGCGUGUGCUUACGUGUUGAUCGUGACCGCUGUGUACUGGGUGUCUGAGGCCGUGCCUCUCGGAGCUGCAGCCCUGGUGCCUGCCUUCCUGUACCCGUUCUUCGGAGUGCUCCGAUCCAGCGAGGUUAGACCAUUUGUGGCCCAGCUCCCUGCUCAGGUCCCUCCUGGGCCAGUGAAGGGGGCUCAAGCCCCACCCAUUAGGAUUCAUCCGGCUCUCCCGCUGUCUACCUGUGAUCCAGGGCAGAACCGGGAGCCCUCGCUGGGGACAGAGCCCAUCAUCACGUGGAAGGACUUCCAGAAGACCAUGCCCUGGGAGAUUGUCAUUCUGGUGGGAGGAGGCUAUGCUCUGGCUUCUGGCAGUAAGAGCUCUGGCCUCUCCACGUGGAUUGGGCACCAGAUGUUGUCUCUGAGUGGCCUCCCACCGUGGGCUGUCACCCUUUUGGCAUGCAUCCUGGUGUCCAUUGUCACAGAGUUUGUGAGCAACCCAGCCACCAUCACCAUCUUCCUGCCCAUCCUAUGCAGCCUGUCUGAAACGCUGCACAUUAAUCCACUCUACACUCUGAUCCCAGUCACCAUGUGCAUCUCGUUUGCAGUAAUGCUGCCCGUGGGCAAUCCCCCCAACGCCAUUGUCUUCAGCUAUGGGCAUUGCCAGAUCAAAGAUAUGGUGAAAGCUGGCCUGGGGGUCAAUGUCAUUGGCCUGGUGAUCGUCAUGGUGGCCAUUAACACAUGGGGAGUUAGCCUCUUCCACUUGGACACUUACCCAGCCUGGGCGAAGGUCAGUAACAUCACUGAUCAGGCCUAACACAAGUGGGCAAAUGGUCCAACUGAAGAAGCUGCCAGCACCUAACAGAAUCUGACCAAGAGGCCAAGAAAGCCACCAGGAGCACACAACCAACACCAGGAGAUUCCACCACCUGCCACCUCAAGUGAAGUGCAGCAAGUCUCCGACAAUCAAAACACAUGCUUGGAUGUUAGUGCCUUCUGCUCUGCCCCCGUCCUUAGCACCAUAGUUCAGGGAGACCUGUGCUCUUUCUCACUUCCUGUAUCUUGGGCUCUCCACUUCUUUCUGAAGACAGGAAGAGAAGACCUUAGUUGCCCCUGAGAGGCUAAGCCUCACACACUAGCCUCACUAGGUUUAUUCUUAAUAUCUGAACCCCUUUUUAGGAACUGAAGGGGAAAUCCAAAUCAUUCUACCUACACACAGAUAAUGAAGCCAGGUACAUCUCCUCUUUCAGAGGAAAAUCUCCCCCAGAAUUUUCUCUUCAGUGUUUCCAUCCUAAGCUCUUACCACAAAAAGGCAAUCUUGUAAGUCGUCUUUGUGGCAAUCAGUACUCUUUUAUCAUUACUUAAGCAUCUCCCUUCAAUGGCUUCUCUUUACCUUUGGCACCAAAUUCCCAUAAGGAAACAGCGUUCUCCCUUGGAAAGGCGCUGGCAGGGUUCUCUUUGUCAAAGGAAAAGUAGAGGAAGAAGACACAUUGAAGUUAGCACAGGUAUCCCCCGCUCUUCAGAAGUUCUAGUUACACCACUUCACUUUUACAAAAGACCUACGUCAGUACCUGUUUUCGCUAACCGAAAGAAAUCUGAGGAGGAUUUUCAGGUUUAUGAGAACCUGGUUCUCAGCACUGGUUUUGCAGCGAGCCCUUAGAGGAGCAGUGCGCAACCUGAGCAGCUAGAGUGGUGCCACCAUGCCCCCUCCCAGGAAACAACACCCAGCAUCUCAGCAUCCAGCUGCCAGAGCUGUGAACAUCUGGGCUUUAUCUUUAUUUUGUGCCCCCGUUAGCAAGUGUCCUAAGGUAUCAGAGAAGCCUAAGAGAGGUUCCUUUUUGAGUCUGCGAAUGCUCAAAUAUUUUUCCAUAUAAAUGAAUGGUAACUGCUGCUUUGCUCGAUGCCAUUUCAGCUUACAAAAGAUUUCAUAGGAAUGAUCUACUUUUGGAUAGCGGGGGACACCUGUCUCUCUCAUCACUUACCACUAAUCCUCAAUACCACUGCACUGGUUCAGUUGGGAGGGAGAAAAAAUUCUCAUACCUGUCUUAUUAAUGAGGCCAAAACUAUCAUUAAGACCACAGUACUAUUAAUGAUAUCUGACUAGCUUUCUUCUGGAUGUAAUGAGGAGUUCGUUCCUGAGAAGACAAGUACAGAAAGUUCCAAACGCAUCAGUCACUUUCUACAAGUCAGCUCCUUGAGGGGAGAGAAGAUGUCUUAUGUUCCUGAAAGUCUCCAGCAACUUAUACAAUAUAGUAAACUAACUACUCAAUAAAUGUUGCCCGUGAAAAAAAUCACUUCGGAAAUCAAGGCCUCCUGCUUCCUCCUGAAAACCACGCCAUUCUCCCCACGACACAUGUCCUUGCUGUAUGACUGGAUAUAGCUCCCAAGCCCCCCGCCAGCUUGUAGGCAAUACAUAGUUCUGACUUCUACCACCAGUUCCUUGCUAAAUCGGUCUUAUUGGAUAAGGAAUACCCCACAGUUACUCCAUUCUUUUAAUUGAUUUUAAGUUACUAUUGAUAGCAUGGGCAGUUUUCCCACACAAUAACUUAUCAAUAAAGUCACUCCCUUAGUUUA